AUGCCGUCUGUAGAUGGAAGUAAAUCUGCUUCCCGACUUAAUGUGACAAUUUAUGGCAGCAACAGAGCCAAUUUCCUUUCAUCAUGGCUGUUUCUUUGGAUAUUUCAUGUAUUAAAAAUAUCAAGAAAACAUAACUUAAGGAGAGAUAACUUAUUUUUGCAAAAUUCCGAAAAAGCAAAAAUUUUAGGUGAUAAGAUAGAAGAAAAUUGGAAUGCACAAUGUAAUGAAUGUAAAAAUGAUAGUAAACCAUCAAUUCUUCGAACCCUGAUCAAAACAUUUGGAAUUUCCUAUGCAUUUUUGGGCAUAUACAAAUUAUUUGCAGCAUCGUUUUUAUUUAUUGGUUCAUACUAUUUGCUUAAUGAAUUGAUCAAGUAUAUUGAACAAGAGAAAGAUGGUAGUGGUCAAGGAACUGCGCAUGUGUAUGCGGUUGGAAUGUUUCUCUGUGCGUUAUUUAGCAGCAUAUUUGUUCACCAAUUGAUUGCUGAAUCUACAAGGAUAGGCGUACAGGUUCGUGCUGCAUUGAUGGUAUUGAUUUACCGUAAAGCAUUAAAGCUUAGUACUGUUCGUGGUAGAAUUGGCGAUAUUGUCAAUUUGGUAUCUAACGAUUGUAAUAGGAUUGCUGAGGCUUGUGUAAAUCUUCAUUUUAUUUGGAGUUCUGCAUUGGAAAUAACCGCACUCAUAAUACUGCUCAUUUUGUUUCCUAUCCAAUAUAAACUCGGAAGACUUACUUCUAGUAUAUCCAUCUCAAUAACAAGAAGCACAUCAUCUCGUAUACAUUUAAUGUCUGAAAUUUUAACAGCAAUAAAAUUGAUCAAAUUUUACGCAUGGGAGUUAUAUUUUCGUGAUCGUGUUAGUCGUGUAAGAAGACAAGAAUGGGAUCAUAUUUUAAAUGGGAUUGUUGUUAAAGUAUGGACAUACUGUGUACUGUUUGGUGCUCCUAUUUUAGCAAUGUUGGGAUGUUUAUGUGUAAGACUUUUAAUAAAUGAUGAUGAUACAGAGUUGGAUGCCCAUACUCUUUUUACAGUUUUGGCAUUAUUUUACACUGUUAGAUAUCCUUUAUUUAUGCUUCCAAUUGCUGUCAAGACUACUCUAGAAGCGGGUCCAAUAAAUGGCGAUCCCGACUUAAGAAUAUAUAUUGAUGACGCUGACUUCUAUUACGAAGGAACGUCUGAACCAGUUCUCAAAUUUUUGAGUAUGAAAGUGAGAAAAGGAGAAGUCAUUGCUAUAGUUGGUGAUGUAGGAGCUGGCAAAUCUUCAAUAUUAGCAGCCAUUCAAGGUCAAAUUAAGAAAGAAAAUGGCGUUCGCAAGGUACUUGGCUCAAUCUCUUAUGUACCACACGACGCUUGGUUGUUGAAUGCCACCUUAAAGGAAAAUAUUCUUUUUGGGGAAGAUUUUGAUUCAAAAAAAUAUCAAGAGGUUCUACAUUGUUGUGCGUUAAAUAAAGAUUUGACUUUAUUGAGCAAUAAAGAUGACACAGAAAUUGGCGAUAAAGGUGUUAAUUUAAGUCUUGGUCAACGACAAAGAGUGAGUCUGGCAAGAGCUGUUUACAGUAAUGCUGAUAUAGUUUUAUUAGAUGAUCCUUUAAGGUUUGUGAGACAAAGCCAUUAUCUUUGUAACAAAUCAACUACCGGUAUUUUAAAAUAUCUCCCCGAGUGUGAUCGAAUCAUGGUUAUGAGGGAUGGUGAAUGCUUUGAAGAGGGUACUUAUGAAGAACUUGAGAAAAAAGAUGUAAACCUUGCAUCUUUGGUUGGUGAAUAUAUGGAGAUAGAAGAUCCUGAUUUAAUUGAUGAAUUGAUUGGUGAAAUUCGAUUAGAACCAGUUUUGGAUGAAGAAAUGGAUAAUGAACCGGAAGAAUUACAAUCUGUAGUUGUCCUUAAUGCAAUGGGUCGAACAUUGACAAAUACUGAUGCGGAUGAACAAACUAUUUCUCGUAUCAUAGAAAAAAAUGCUCAUACAAUACAAAAUUCAAGCAUUAAUGAACACACAAUAUCACAAAUUAUUGAGAGAAAUAAUUUGACUGUCCUUGGUGGUGCUGGUAGAACAAGAAUGAUGGGUAAUCAGGUGAAUAGAGAAUUGAAUGUUACUGCCAAAGCUGUUGAAAGGAAUCAACUUACCAUUCACAGUAUAAAUGAACGUGAGGAUAUGUCAUUGAUGCCUGAUUCAGAAACCAAAAGAAAUGAACCGAAAAUUAGUUGGCAAUGUUGUGUAGACUAUUUUAAUAAAUCUACUGGAUUCACUUUAACAUUUUUAAUGAUCCUUUCGUUUUUUUUAAUUGCUGCAGUAAGAAUAUUCAGUGAUUGGUGGCUUAUAAAAGGAAUAAAGCACAAUUUAAAUUAUGGUGUUUUUCUUGGAGUAUAUGGAGCACUUGUGGGUAUAAUUAUUUUAGGUGUUUUUAUACGUGGCGUGUUUUUCGCUUGGGCAAUGAUGAGAAAAAGCAUGUCUUUACAUGAUCGAACAUUUAGUAGAAUUAUGCGAGCACCAAUGGCUUAUUUUGAUAUUACACCUCUUGGGAAAAUCUUAAAUGUAUUUGCAAAACAUCAAUAUCUAGUUGAUGAUGUUUUAACUGACAACUUUUUAACAGAGGAAAUAUGGGAGGCUCUUAGAGCAGUACAUUUAGAAGAUAAAGUGAAAUCCAUGCUAGGAAAAUUAGAUGCACAAGUUCUUGAGAACGGAAAAAUUUUUUCAUUAGGUCAAAGGCAAUUGUUUUGUAUAGCAAGAGCACUUUUGAAAAAAACUAAUAUUUUAGUGUUGGAUGAAGCAACUAGCGCUGUAGAUUUACACACUGAUGUUCUUAUCCAAGAAACGAUCAAAAAAAAUUUCGCUGAUCAUACUGUAUUAACAAUCGCCCAUCGAUUGAAUACAAUGGUGGAAGCCGAUAGGAUACUAUGUUUAAAUGAAGGAAGAGUUAUAGAAUUUGAUACGCCACUUAAUUUAUUAAAUAAUCAAAAUGGAUUCUUCUAUCAACUUGUAGCAUGUAGUGGGUCACAAGCAGCAGAAAAACUUAAACAAAUGACAAUACAACACGCAAAUUCAUCAAAUUCAUAUUCAACAGCUUCACAACCUUUACCAGAUACACAAAAAACUGUUAGAUCAGUGGCGGAGGAGAAAAAUAGUGACGAUGAUGAUCAUGAUAAUAAAAGUAGUAGUAAUAUAAUGAAGUAG
Entrophospora sp. SA101 is the source of this 3162-nucleotide messenger RNA. The record is from the annotation of a GenBank genome assembly. NCBI's taxonomy places the organism in Eukaryota, Fungi, Glomeromycota, Glomeromycetes, Entrophosporales, Entrophosporaceae.